Messenger RNA from Poeciliopsis prolifica (blackstripe livebearer), 490 nucleotides. Its product is annotated as histone H4. NCBI's taxonomy places the organism in Eukaryota, Metazoa, Chordata, Actinopteri, Cyprinodontiformes, Poeciliidae. Gene Ontology annotation, cellular component: nucleosome. The record is from RefSeq and is a predicted model, not a curated record. Gene Ontology annotation, molecular function: protein heterodimerization activity; structural constituent of chromatin; DNA binding. Gene Ontology annotation, biological process: nucleosome assembly. The transcript has a single exon. Bases 162 to 473 code for a protein of 103 amino acids.
AUAAAUCAUAAUUGUCUCUCCUGAUGUUGAUCAGUAGGUGGCGCCAAAGGGAAGGCUCAGGUAACCCUCUCCCCUGUCUUCUAACACGUCCGCAGUCCCGCUACAAAUGCUGCUGAACCCGCUACAUCCUCAUUACUGCAGAGAACUAGCUUAGAGUCACGAUGAGCGGACGAGGCAAAGGAGGGAAAGGUUUGGGCAAAGGAGGCGCCAAGCGCCACCGCAAAGUCCUCCGAGACAACAUCCAGGGAAUCACCAAGCCCGCCAUCCGCCGUCUGGCUCGCCGCGGGGGAGUCAAGCGGAUCUCCGGCCUCAUCUACGAGGAGACCCGCGGGGUGCUCAAGGUCUUCCUGGAGAACGUCAUCCGUGACGCCGUGACGUACACCGAGCACGCCAAGAGGAAGACCGUCACCGCCAUGGACGUGGUGUACGCUCUCAAGAGGCAGGGCCGCACUCUGUACGGCUUCGGGGGUUAAACUCACAUUACAGCGAA